UAUGAUAAACGAUUUCAAUAGUUGGUAUAAAACUUAGCCUCUUUUUACAAGAACAUAUGUUAGUUUGUUAGUGUUAUUUGGUAUAAUUGGAAAAUUUAAGCCAGCAUAUUUAUGGUAUUUAAUGUUCGAUGCUAAUAAAAUAUUUACUCUUUAAGUAUUAAUGAUAAUAUAAAAUUAUAUAGAUACAUAGAUUAUUUACUCAUUACUUUUUCAGUGGUGUAUUAAGUUUUAGUUUUAUCUUUCAUUUGUUAUUUAUAAUCUUUUGUAUAAAAAACUGCGAAGUAAUGUUUGAAGGAUCCAAUUAUGCUGAUUUUUAUUAUAUGAUUCUUUACUUUUUUUUAACAGGAGACGUAAUAAAUUUGAUUAAGUAGAUUAUGAGUUGGUUAUUUGAUUAUGGAUUUUUAUCAGCAGCAUUUUGCUUUGCAUUAAUCUAUGUUUGGUGCAAGAGAAAACCAUUUGAAACUGUGAGAUUUUAUUUUGGAUUUCAAUUUAAAAGUGAAUAUUUUCCUUGGGUUUUGAUUGCUUUUCAUGCAAUAACAGAUCAAGAUAUAGUUUAGGAUCUUAUUGGUUUAGGAAUAGCUCAUUCUUAUUUAUUAUUAAAAGAUUUUCUUCCAGUUACUCAUAGCAUUGCCUUAUUAGAAACACCUUAAUUUUUGUAAAAUAAUUAUUUAAUAAUAGUAAAAACUUUGUGAAUAAACAUAUUGUUAAAUAUGCACCAUUUGCAAGAAACAGAUUUAAUUAAUAAUAAUUCUAGUAACCUUAAAGAUAAAAUUUCUUUUAAGGAUAAGGUAUACGUUUAGGUUGA
Paramecium pentaurelia is the source of this 805-nucleotide messenger RNA. The record is from the annotation of a GenBank genome assembly. Lineage: Eukaryota; Ciliophora; Oligohymenophorea; Peniculida; Parameciidae.